Molecule: messenger RNA, 4533 nt
Organism: Papilio polytes (common Mormon)
Lineage: Eukaryota; Metazoa; Arthropoda; Insecta; Lepidoptera; Papilionidae
Gene: atl
Product: atlastin
Exons: 11
Coding region: 218-1903 (561 amino acids)
Biological process (GO): endoplasmic reticulum organization; protein homooligomerization
Molecular function (GO): GTPase activity; GTP binding
Source: RefSeq, a predicted model, not a curated record
AAAUGUUAAAUAUUAUUGCUAAGGGCGCGUGCGUCGCAAGUGCGUAGUGCGAACAUCAGCGUUGUUGUCCGCAAGUUACCCUCGUGUAGCUCUCGUGACAUUGAAAAUGGGUUCUUUUUAUAAUUGCUGCCUGGAUCGUGGUGCUGGGCCUCGAGAGACAGAGUGUGCUAGCCGCCUGUCGCACUAAGUGAUACUGUCAACUCAGUCGUCCAGGAAAAUGACUGGUGGAUCGGACAGCAAUCUCUCUUCAGUGAGCGAGCAGCCAGUACCGGCUCCAAAGCUGGGCCCCCACGGUGUCCAGAUCGUGGACACGGGCCCCGACCACACGUUCGUUCUCAACGAGGAGGCGCUUGCCGCACUACUGCUGCAAGAUGACAUACGAGACCGCGCGGUCGUCGUGCUGUCUGUCGCUGGCGCUUUCCGCAAGGGGAAGUCCUUCAUACUUAACUGUUUCCUCCGGUAUAUGCAUCACAAGUACGGCCCCGGCGGGGGUGGGGACUGGUUGGGCGCGGAUGACGAGCCGCUGGAGGGGUUCAGCUGGCGCGGCGGCUCAGAGCGCGACACCACUGGCAUCCUCAUGUGGUCAGAGGUCUUUAAGACGACGUUACCCACUGGAGAGAAGGUGGCGGUGAUCCUGUUGGACACGCAGGGCGCGUUCGACAGUGAGUCGACAGUACGCGACUGUGCGACCGUGUUCGCGCUCUCCACCAUGCUCUCCUCCGUGCAGAUAUACAACCUCUCGCAGAACAUACAGGAAGACGAUCUGCAGCAUCUACAGCUGUUCACAGAGUACGGUCGCCUGGCGCUGGAGGACAGCGGCCGCACGCCAUUCCAGCGGCUGCAGUUCCUCGUGCGCGACUGGAGUUUCCCUUACGAGGCGCCUUAUGGUGCCGAGGGUGGGCAGGCCAUACUGCAGCGCAGGCUCAGGGUAUCAGAUAAGCAGCAUCCAGAGCUGCAGUCCUUAAGAAAGCACAUCACCUCCUGCUUCUCCGAGAUCGCCUGCUUCCUGAUGCCGCAUCCUGGACUGAAGGUUGCCACGGACCCCAACUUUAAUGGCAGGCUGGCCGACAUUGAGGCGGAGUUCAAGCGCGCGCUGCAGCAGCUGGUGCCGAUGCUGCUGGCGCCGGACAACCUGGUGCCGAAGCUGAUCAACGGGCAGCAGGUGAAGGCCAAGGACCUGCCGCAGUACUUCCGCUCCUACAUGAACAUAUACAAGGGCAACGACCUGCCGGAACCUAAGAGCAUGCUUGUGGCAACAGCAGAAGCAAACAAUUUAACAGCGGUGGCUGAAGCUAAGGAGGUGUACACGACGCUGAUGGAGGAGGUGUGCGGCGGGGCGAAGCCCUACCUGCAGACGCAGCUGCUGGAGGCGGAGCACGGGCGCGCGCGAGACAAGGCGCUGCACGCAUUCCACGCAAAACGCAAGAUGGGCGGCGACGAGUUCAGCCACGCCUACUGCGAACAACUUGUACAGGAUCUAGAGGAGCAGUUCGUCCAGUUCCGAGGCCACAAUGAGAGCAAGAACAUCUUCAAGGCGGCGCGCACGCCCUCCGUGUUCUUCGCGAUCGCGAUGUUCUUCUACGUGCUGAGCGGCGUGUUCGGUCUGCUCGGCGUGUACGCGUUCGCGAACCUCUGCAACCUCGCCAUGGGCGUGGCGCUGCUCACCCUCGUCAUGUGGGCCUACAUCAGAUACAGCGGGGAGAUGCGGGAGUUUGGUGUCACUAUCGAUGAAACAGCAAACUGGCUAUGGGACAAUAUAAUGAAGCCAGCUUACCAGACGUGUUUAGAGAAGGGUAUGGAGCACGCGGCGGCCGCAGCGGCGGAGCGCACCCUCGGCCCCUCCCCCGCCGCCGCCCCCACGCGCUCCACGCCCAGCGCCAACGGCAAGCACAAGCACUUGUGAUGCCGGCCGCCGCGCCCCGCGCACACGCGCCCUGGCCCAACUGACACUGACAGCCCAUUGCCACGCCCUGGCACACGAGCUGGCAAUGUCACACUAAUGCCGGGAUGUGGCGAACAAACUUACAAUAUCAACCAACGGUCUUACUGUGACAAACUAACUACUAAUGUCAGUCAACGGUCAAACUCAGGCAAACAAGCUGACGAUGACAGCCAACGGUCAAACUGUGGAAAUCAAGCUAGUAUAAGCCAACGGUCAUACUGUGGCAAACCAGCGUGUGUCAGUCAAUGGCCAGAUCUUAGCAAACAAACUGGCAAUGUUAGCCAAUCUACAGACUUUAGCAAGCAAGCUGACAAUGUCAGUCAACUGUCAGACUCUGCCAAGCGAGCUGACAAUAGUCAACGGUCAGACUGUAAUAUACAAGCUGCCAGUGUCAGCCAACGGCCACAUUCAAGCAAAAAAGCUACCAAUGCGAGUGUAUUUCGCCACUGGAGAUGGCAUAACACAGGACUAACAUAUUUUUAGACUAAAGGGAGAAUUUGUGAACCAAAUCUUGUUAUAUAGUUACUCUAUGGCCUCGAGAGCUCUAUGGUUUUGGUUGCAUGUGAAUGUAUGAAAAUUGUAUAAAAGUUUGCUCAUUAUGAUAGAAAAUUGUGAAAUUAUUGAAUUUUUAUACUAUCUGGAGGAUAUUAUUUUGAAACGUACUACUUGGAAAAACAUCAUAGAGAAAUUAACAAGAUUAAAUCAAUUGAAAAGCAGCACAUACAUUAUUAUGGGAAUUCUGGAUAUUUUAAAGAUGGAAAAAAAUCGAUAGAAAAAAACAUUAGCCAUUAGCUGCGAAAUGAUGAAUCUACCAAGAGUUAUAGACAUUUUAAUUAGAAUAAUUUAGGAGAAAAGCAAUAAAGAUGUUGUGAAAUGAUGCAUACAUUGAUUUUAGAAACUGUUGGAUAUCAUAAAAUAUUGUUUUAAAAAAUCAAUCAAUAGAAAUUUAGAUAUUUUAAAAAGCUGUAAAUACCUAGGCUAUAAAACUAUCGAUAUUAUCGAAUGUAAAGUUUGCUAUCUCCAGUAGUCGAUAUGUCUGGGAUUCCGGAAAGUGCUAAAUAAAAAUGCUCUCUCAUACCUCAGAUCAUAUCAUAUUGAAGGAAGAGCUUAUUUAGAAGAAAAUUCAGUGUUAAACUUAUGUGUAAAUUAAAAGUGAACAUAAUGUGAAUAUUGUGGAUAACAGUGAAAUGUGGAGAACUAUAGUAAAGAAUGGUAUGUACAGUCAGCUGCACAAACAUGUAUAGAUUUUUAUUACUUAAGAAACUUGAAUACACUGAUUUCAAUGUACAACUAUUUAUAAUAUCAAAACUCGUAAACACACACUUUAUUGUGUAGGAUGUUAACCAUCACGGCAUAUUUUUGAAUAAUCCGUUUUUAAAUAAAAACCCUACAAUUGCAUCACACUAAGUUUUCAUGUUAUUAAAUUUUGGGGAUAAAUAAAUUGGAAAAAACAAAUGUAAUCUAAGAAAGGAUGAAAAUGUAGAAGCCAAUAAAAGUAAAGAAUCAAGAUUGCCAUGGUAACAGUAAUUGUUAUCCAGCGGCAAAAACCUUCCUUGUCAUUUGAAUUUUUAAAUUUAAAGUUUUUCGUAAUUUAAACUAUAAAAUACGGUUGUAUAAUGUGGGGAUAAACAUGCAUGAGCAAAUUAACACAUACAUGCAUAUAAUUGAAACGGAAGGCAUGUUUCUGAAUAUUUUAAUGUAUACAUAUUUAUGACGCUGACUGUACCUAGUUAAUUACAGAGUAAAUAUAUUAAUAGAUAAAUUGUUUUGUUUUAAAUUCUAUAUGUGGGUAUCGGCUGUUGGUUGGGGGUUUACAUAUUGUACAGUGCUGUAGACAAGUAUUUACAAAUAGUUGUUAUAUAUUGUUCGAUUAAUCUGACCUGAGCUCUUUUGUUCUUGAAGCUUUAUAAAGGUACAUUGUCACUUUUGUUCUUGACUGUUGCUUUUUUCAGUUUAUUUGAUAAAUCUGGACGGAAAUAUUGUUAUAUUUUUUAUAGAUUGAUGGUUUUUGUAUUUUUAAUAAUGGCAACAAAUUGUCAUAGAUUAAAAAAUUCUGUCUCUUGUUUUAGCCUUUUUAGAUUAAUGGGACAAUAGAAACAUUUUACAUAGAUUAAAUCUCUGUAGAGUGGUUUUUGUAUAUUGUAAUUAAUGUUGAAUUAUAGACUAACCAAGAAUAUAAAAUAACUAGCCUGAAAGAAUCAAUUGUUAUGUCACUAAUGUGCGGUUAGUUUGUAGUUUUUUUAUUCCUGGUUUGACUAUAUUUUACACUGUUUAUGUUAAGUUGAAAUCAUUAUGUUAAUGUUCAGGCUGUUGCACAAAUACAACAUUUUAUUAACAAUAUCAAAAUUAUAAUCUAUUUUGGACACACUUGUUGCGUUGCACGUUUUUUAGUACUUAACAAUAAUAUGGAAUGAAUACUCGAUUGUCUCUUCAUGUACUUUGUAAAUAUAUAUUUUUCUAAUACCAAACCAUAUCCGAAACUUUUGUAGAAAUCUUUUUGAAAUUGAUGUGCCAAUUUAUUUGUAUGUGAUGAAGAAGAUGUUUUGUGUUUUUCUUUAUUUUUCGGUCGUCAUCAUGGGAUUAAAAAAAUA